AUGACGGUUUUCGUUGUGUCUUUGUUUCUCCCCUAUACUGUCAAUUUUCAGCUCCCUGAAGGCCUGCAAACUAGGCGACCGUCAAGUCCUAGACAUCGACAUGUGAGAGAAGGAUCUUCGGAGCUUCACAGGAAACAAUUCAGUAGCCUGUUCUCCCAGCGCAGGAAACCAACUUCUCCAACAAUACCGGCAUUUCUCAAGGAACAAGUCCAACAGUAUGCCCUUACAUCCGACAAGUCUAGCAAGCCUAAGCCCAAGGUUGACCAAUCAGGCUAUCCGUUUCCUUCACCCGCGGAUCUUCAGCCGUUGGCUCCCAGCGAUCCCCACUCCCCAACUUGGGGGACUAAGGGAGUGUUCAAUCAACCGAAAGCAAUGCCGCUGCGUUCUCCGGCCCCAUCCAUCCUUGAUCAUGGUGUCGCUACUGACUCCAAAAAUGCGGCUGAUGCGAUUAAGCUGCUCACAUUAACUCAGCCAGACCCUGAGAACGACUAUUUUGCGGGGGCCGCAUGGACAAUAGUGCCGUCGGAACAAGGAAAUGGUGGGCUUCGGAAUGCCGUCCGCUCUACUGUCGACAGCAACGUUCUCGGGAGUGUAUUUUGGGUCGGAACUCUCGGCAUGCCGACAGAUGCAUUGGAUGAUCACACAAAGGACAACAUAGCCGAAAAACUCGAAGUGGACUAUGAUGCAUUGACUGUCUAUGUGGAUGAUAGCGAUUUUGAUGGCCACUAUCUCCACUUCUGCAAAACAAUUUUGUGGCCGGUUUUCCAUUAUCAGAUUCCUGACAACCCAAAGAGCAAAGCGUAUGAAGACCACUCAUGGGUCUACUACGUUCGAGUGAACCAAGCAUUUGCGGACCGUAUUGUUCGCAACUGGAAGCGUGACGAUGUGAUCUGGAUCCAUGAUUACCACUUACUAUUAGUGCCCUCUAUGGUGCGGAAACAACUCCCUGAUGCUCAGAUCGGGUUUUUCCUCCAUAUAGCAUUUCCGUCAUCCGAAGUAUUUCGCUGCCUGUCCGUCCGGGAGGAGUUGCUCAAGGGUAUGCUUGGAGCCAAUCUGAUAGGUUUCCAAGCUCAAGAAUAUUGUCAUCAUUUCUUGCAAACCUGCAGCCGCAUACUUACUGUCGAAGCAACGAAUGAAGGUGUCCAACUGGACGAUCGCUUCGUUAACGUGGGGACUUUCCCAAUUGGCAUUGACGUGAAGGGAUUGGACGGUAUACGGAGCAAUGACGAAGUUGCGCAAUGGAUGCGCAUAAUCAAGGAAAAAUAUGAGGGAAAGCGUCUUGUUGUGGCCCGUGACAAGCUGGACAAUAUUCGAGGCGUCAGGCAAAAGUUACUGACAUACGAACUUUUCCUCCGCAAAUACCCGCAGUGGCAAGACAAGGUGGUUCUAAUCCAAGUUGCCUUGCCGACGACGGAGCAAUCUGAGCUUGAUGCAACAGUAUCAGACAUCGUGACGCGAGUGAAUUCUGCCAACUUCAGCUUGGCCCAUCAACCUCUGGUCUUUCUGAAACAAGAUAUCGACUUCCCUCAGUAUAUUGCGUUAAUCUCCAUGGCAGAUGUUCUCAUGGUCACGAGUCUGCGAGAGGGUAUGAAUCUUACCAGCCAUGAAUUCAUCCAAUGCCAAAAUGGCCAAUAUUCCGAGAAAAAACAUGGCUCUCUGAUUCUUAGUGAAUUUACGGGAAGUGCUUCACUGUUCGAAGGACACUCGUUGCUUGUCAACCCCUGGAACUACAAGCAAUGCGCCGAGGCUUUGAAUACUGCCCUGGAAAUGAACCCAGAGCAGAAGCAGCGCAACUGGACAAAAUUAAACGACAUAAUUAUGAAACAUACUACGGCUAAUUGGUUCAAAACGUUCAUCGAGGCUCUCAGGAAGGCGUGGAGCGAGCAGUCACUUCGGGAUAAUGUGUCCAUACCUCGUCUUUCAGUCAAUGAUCUCUGCUCUAAAUAUAAACGGUCCUCACACCGUCUGUUCAUCCUCGACUACGAGGGAACCCUGGCAUCCUGGGGUUCCCCUACUAGCAUCGUGUUGACCACGCCAAAGCGGGCCAUUGAUACGUUAAAUGACUUGAUUGAAGAUCCCAAAAAUAUCGUCUACGUGAUGAGUUCUCGAAUGCCCGAGGAGAUGGAACGGCUCUUCCGCCGUGUCGCAGGGCUGGGUCUAAUUGCUGAGAACGGUCGCUACCUUCGCGAAGCCAACCAUGAGGACUGGGUACGGCUCGCGAGCGAGGAGCAUACGGAAACCUGGAAAGAAGGAGUGGCAGACAUGAUUCGGUAUUUCCAGGAACGCACAGAAGGCAGCUGGGUUGAACACAUGCACACAUCUCUAGUAUUCCAUUUCGCAAACGCAGAGGAUCCGCAGACGGCCGAACGACAUGCUUCCGAGUGUGCGAAUCACAUCAACGACACAUGCGCGAACCAUAAUGUCCACGCUGUUGUGGACAAGGAUGCUCUUAUCGUUGAACCCGUCUCCCCCAACAAGGCCACGGCUGCGAGUACGGUUCUAGAGGGCCUCCAGCGGUCCGCGAAGGGUUCUCCUCCUGCUACAAAUCAGGAGCCUGAUUUUCUCUUUGUUGUUGGAGAUGGGCGGGAGGAUGAGGUUAUCUUCCGCUGGGCGAACAAACUGGACGAGGAAGGGGUGAUCAAAAACGUUCUUACUGUGACGCUUGGGUCGAAGAAUACGGAAGCAAAAGCAACACUAACGCAAGGGGUGACUGGGGUACUUUCCUGCCUUCAGAAACUGGCGACCAUCUCGCAGGUAACGCAGUGA
Molecule: messenger RNA, 2766 nt
Organism: Paracoccidioides brasiliensis Pb18
Product: trehalose-phosphatase
Exons: 4
Coding region: 1-2766 (921 amino acids)
Biological process (GO): trehalose biosynthetic process
Cellular component (GO): alpha,alpha-trehalose-phosphate synthase complex (UDP-forming); cytosol
Molecular function (GO): catalytic activity
Source: RefSeq, a predicted model, not a curated record